Molecule: messenger RNA, 1343 nt
Organism: Salvia splendens (bonfire salvia)
Lineage: Eukaryota; Viridiplantae; Streptophyta; Magnoliopsida; Lamiales; Lamiaceae
Product: putative HVA22-like protein g
Exons: 6
Coding region: 530-1267 (245 amino acids)
Source: RefSeq, a predicted model, not a curated record
GGCAAGAAAUCCCUCAUUUCCUUUUGUCUUCCAACAUUCAUCAUCAUCAUCUUUUCCCUUUGAUCCAAACCCCUCUGUCGUUAAUAACAUAUAUACAUGUGCACUUUGCACAUAACGUUCCUUUAUCAUAACUAACUCUCAUCUCUUCUGCCAAUUUUACAACUUUAAUUCAUAUAUUCUCAACUGAAGCCCGCCAUAAUCCGGUCCUCGUUUUCCUCAGAGCUAACUCAAAUUUUCGGUUGUUAUUUCUCAAUUCACGGUUGAAAAUGCUGAGAUACUUAAUUUGUUUGGCCGAUCAUCGUUCUUUUCUUUCACGCCAUCUCAUCUUAGAUGCUUCCGUCAUAACUAUAAUUACUUUAUUUUUGUUCACGUUUUCUACGUAUUGGUGUUCGGUUUAAAUUGCGUGUCGAUUGGAGCAACUCUGCAUCUUUUAAUAUUCAUAAGUUUGGGGAUUUGUUUGAAGAAGAAGAAGAAGAACAAUGUAAUGACUUUUGCUUUCUGACUGUUUCAGAACCAUCCGUGAUUAAAGAUGAUUGGAGAAUUCGUCAACAGUUGCUUAAUAUUGGUUCUAGGAUAUGCAUAUCCUGCUUUCCAAUGCUUCAAGACAGUAGAGAAAAACAGAGUUGAAAUUCCGGAGCUGCGGUUUUGGUGUCAAUAUUGGAUACUUGUUGCUAUUAUCACAAUUCUAGAGAGAAUUGGGGAUGUAUUUAUUUCAUGGUUGCCAAUGUAUGGAGAGAUAAAAUUAGCGCUCUUCAUCUACCUAUGGUAUCCCAAAACUAAGGGUUCAGGAUACGUAUACAAUACCUUGUUGCGACCAUACGUAUCAAGGCACGAGACGGAUAUCGAUAGAAGUUUAAUAGAAUUCAGAGAGAGAGCAUGGAACUUAGCAAUCUACUAUUGGCAAAACUGCACUGAGCUUGGCUCCACCAAAAUCCUCCAAUUUCUUCAAUUUGUGUCUGGAAGGAGUGAGAAUCAGGGGAACCAACGACGGCCUAACACGACGACUACUGAACCCAGCGCACCGCCGGUUGGUUUCAUGAGAAGGAGCAAGCGGGGCCCACCUCCGGGAGGGUCCACCUCGUAUUUCAGCCAGGCGCCCAUGUCGGAGUCGAUCAAAGUGGAGCUGCACAAUGAGCAGUUUAUUAGGCCCGAGGAUGUGAUUGUUUCUAAUUUGGACAUUGGUGGUGGGUCUAAACAGAAAUUUGGUUUGGAGAAGGAUGUUAAGACGGCUAGGCAUAGGCUUAGGCGAUUCAUAGAUGGCAAUUAGUUAAAUUGAUGGCUAUGUUGUAAAAUAUGUGAGAUAAUGUGCACCACAGUUUAUUUAUUCAUUUUUUUAGACAUUA